Messenger RNA from Heterostelium album PN500, 3204 nucleotides. RefSeq names its product FACT complex subunit SPT16 (gene spt16). Gene Ontology annotation, molecular function: nucleosome binding. The transcript has 8 exons. Gene Ontology annotation, biological process: positive regulation of transcription elongation by RNA polymerase II; transcription elongation by RNA polymerase II. Bases 1 to 3204 code for a protein of 1067 amino acids. The record is from RefSeq and is a predicted model, not a curated record. Gene Ontology annotation, cellular component: FACT complex. NCBI's taxonomy places the organism in Eukaryota, Evosea, Eumycetozoa, Acytosteliales, Acytosteliaceae.
AUGGAUGCAAAAACAAGUAAUGGUGGUUCAACAACUACAACAACGACAACAAGUAAUGGAAGUUCGGAUGUAAGAAUCGACAGUAAGACAUUCAACCAGAGAUUACGUAGUCUCUAUCAAUCAUGGGAGAACGCAGAGAACGAUGCACUCUGGAAGUCAGCUGAUUGCUUGGUAUUAGCAUUGGGUGCACCAAACGAUCAAAACCCAUAUCAAAAAGUUACAAUGAUGCAAUCGUGGCUCUUUGGAUACGAACUUAGAGAGACUCUUAUCGUUUUCUUGAAAAAGUCAAUACAUAUAGUUGCAAGUCAAAAGAAAAUUUCAAUUUUUGAAGCAAUUGAUAAACCAGAAGAAGGUGAACAGAAACCAUUCCACUUUCACACAAUCGAUAAAUCUGAUAAUAACAAAGCAAAUUUUGAAUCAGUUAUUGCAGAGAUGAAGAAAUCAAAGACAGGUAAACAUAUGGGUGUUAUCGGAAAGGAAAAGUAUUUGGGUGAUUUUGGAAAGUCAUGGGAAGAGGCAAUCGAAUCUUCAGGAAUGGAAAAAGUUGAUAUUACACAAGGUUUAUCUUCUUUAUUAGCUAUUAAAGAUACUCAAGAAUUGGUAUUAAUGUGUCGUAUUAAUUAUUUGUUACCAUCUGCUGUACAGAAAAAUAUAACAUACUCUGCAAAGAUUUCAGAUAAAGUAUUGAUGUCAUUCUUGUUACCAAGAAUCGAAAAGAUUAUCGAUAAGGAAGAGAAAGAGUCACAUUCACAGUUGACAGAGUUUACUUUGGACGUUUUCAAUGCACCAGAGAAGAUCAGUACUCGUUUGACAAAGGACACUGUCGACUAUGCCUAUAUGCCAAUCAUUCAGAGUGGUGGUGUCUACGACUUGAAGUUCAAUGCCACUAGCAACGAAGAUAAUCUACACUUUGGUACCAUUGUAGUAUCACUUGGUGCUCGUUACAAAACCUAUUGUUCCAACAUUGCCAGAACCUACAUUAUCGAUCCCGUAGACGAGCAACAAAAGAACUAUCAGCUACUACUCAACGUACAGAAUCAGAUCAUCAAGCAACUCAAACCUGGCGUCAAAUUCAGUCAAAUCUACGAAAAAGCAACACAAGUGAUUGAAGCUGAGAAACCAGAGUUAUUAAAAUACUUUUUAAAGAGUUGUGGUUAUGGUAUUGGAUUGGAAUUCCAAGAAUCAUAUGCAAAUAUUAGUGCAUCGAAUCAAAAGUUAAUUAAAGGUGGAAUGGUAUUGAAUGUGGUUGUUGGAUUCCAAAAUAUUGAAGCAAAGAAAUUUAAAGAUGAUAAAUCAAAACUUUAUUCAUUGAUGAUUGGUGAUACAGUAUCAAUUGAUGAUGAAGGAAAAGUAAAUGUAUUGACAUCAGAGUGUGGAAAGAAACCAAACGAUGUAUUUUACUUUAUUUCUGAAGAUGGUGAUACCAUGGAUGAUUCGACAAGUGCAAAACAUGAUCCAUCUUUGGUAUUGGAAAUGACCGACGACCUAAAGGCAAUCACCGGUAAAAAGAGAGAUUCAAAGAGAACUGCAGAGGAAAAGAGAAAAGAUCAUCAAAAUAUGUUGGCACAAAGAAAUCUUGAAGAAACAGAGGCAAAGAUUAGAGCAAUGGAGAAAAAGACAACUGAGGGAGGAUCUAAACAAGGCACUGAAGACUACUCAAUGUUUAAUAACCCACUGACUUUAUAUAACAAUGGUCCCGCUGGAUAUCCAAGUGAUGUCGUCAAGAACAAGAUCACCAUCGAUAUGAACAAAGAGAGUAUCUUGUUGCCCAUCUAUGGUUACAUCGUUCCCUUCCAUAUUUCCACUAUCAAGAACGUUUCAAAGACCGAAGAGUAUCUUAGAAUCAAUUUCAAUACACCGUCGUCGUUUACACCGGAACAAGCCGAACUCGUGCCAAAGCAGUUGUUGUUCAUUCGUGAAGUCACUUUCCGUGUCCAAGACAUCAGAACUCUCAACAACUACGUGCGUAUCAUCAAGGAGAUGAGAAAGCGUGUUACCACUCGUGAGACGGAAACUCGUGACAAGUCAACACUGAUCGCUCAGGAAAAGUUGAUUCUCACCAGAGGUCGUUUCCCACGUUUGGCCGAUGUCUCGGUGCGUCCAACCAUCUCUGGUCGUCGUUCACUCGGUAAUCUCGAGGCACACGACAACGGUUUGCGUUUCAACCCCACCGGAAAUAAAGACAAGACUCCAAUCGAUAUCCUCUACAAGAAUAUCAAGCACGCUCUGUUCCAGCAGGCCGAACAAGAGUCGAUGGUCAUCAUUCACUUCCAUCUCUACGAUGCACUGAUGAUCGGUAAGAAGAAAUCAAAGGACGUCCAGUUUUACUCUGAGAUUUCCGAGCUUUCACAGUCACUCGAUGUCACCAGUCGCUCGAUGAGCGACGAGCUCGAGGAGGAGAGACGUGAGCGUGAGAUCAAGAAGAAGCUCAACACUGAGUACCAAAACUUUGUCAAGCGUGUCGAAGAGCUUGUCCCAGGCGGUGGAUUCGAAUUCGAUAUUCCCUACAGAGAUCUUGCAUUCUAUGGUGUGCCCAAUGUCAAUACGGUGUUGUUGCAACCGUCGGUACAGUGCUUGGUGUCGCUGUUGGAGACACCGUUCUUUGUGCUGACACUGGAGGAGGUGGAGAUUGCUUGCUUCGAGCGUGUCAGUCGUGCACUUCGUAACUUUGAUUUGGUAUUCGUAUUCAAAGACUACUCGAGACCAACCAUUCGUAUCAGUAUCAUCCCAAGAGAGUAUUUCGAGACCAUCAAGGAAUGGCUGGAUUCCUGCAACAUCAAAUUCUACAUGUCCGAGAGAAAUCUCAACUGGAAGAGAAUUAUGGUUGAGAUCAAAUCGGAUCUCAAGCGUUGGAAGGAAGACGGUGGAUGGUCUUUCCUCGAUCCACAAGGAGAUGGUGGUGGUGGUUCCGGUGGAGAGGAUUCCGACGACGAUGAAGAUUAUGAACCAACUGAAUCCGAUGUUUCAUCUGAUUACUUAUCAUCACAAUCAUCAAUGUCAUCCGAUUACUCUGAAGAAGAGAGUGAAGAUUCCGGUGAGGAUUGGGAUACUUUAGAUUCAAAGGCAGCUGCAGCAGAUAGACGUUCCAAUAUCGAUGAAUCACAAAUCAAUAAUCUCAAUCAAAAUCAAAAGAGAAAGAGAGAUCCACCUCCACCUGCAAAGAAACCUACUACUAAAGGUGCACCAAUACCAAAGAAGAAAUAA